UCGGUUUAUGUAUUUUUGUGUGGAUUCUUUUUUUAAUUGUGUAUUAUUGUGAAAAAUGCUAUAAGAUUUUAAAGAAAAGUGUAAAAAUAAAUAAUCAUUGGCAGUUAUUGGUUUUUUUAUAUAGAUUUUAUACAAUUUACAAAUACGUCCAAUGUCUACUAGACAUUUUAUUAGUUGCUUAUACAAAAUUUUACUGCCUCUGGCUUUCAUUCCACUGCAAAUAUUAAUAAUACCAACACAUCAGUUAUUACUAAUUUAAGAGGAAUUUCGACGAAAAUUGUAAUAAAUAAUGUUACAAGACGAGGAGGAGUAUAAAAAGGAGAAUUUCUUGUUUAUAUUGUUGAUGUCGGCAAAUGUCGCUAUAACAUUGGUGGUAAUGUUGGCAGCCUGUCUCUGUUGCAAGAAAAAAAUGCCAAAAAAUGACCUAAUGGGUCUUGAGGGUAAAGUGAAGUUAAAUGAUCCUGAUGAAGUUGUAGUUAUUACCACCUUAAACACCAGUGAAUCGCAUGUGGAUCUUAAUAAUUCUACAAUAUCCCAAGGAGACUCAGAGAAAAGGGCCAGUACAGCUGCCCACCGCUCCUUGCCCGACAUACCGGUAGCUGAUGUUAAUGGUGACACAGGCUCCGAGUUGUACGAAACUGUAGCUGAUAAAAUGCUAUUGGAAUCUCAAAAUCAAAACAAAAGUCCUACACCCAGUUUAAAGAAGCAAAUAAGCGUUUCUCAACAUAGUUCCAUAAGUCAAGCUGACGACGUUAGUUCACCAUAUUCAAGAGUUAAAAACUCACCACACGAUUAUGCUAAAGUAAGGCCAACAGAACAUCCAUAUGCUCAGUUAAAUGCGCCUUCAACAUCUCAAUCAGUUAAUGCCCAACUCACAACAUCUCAUGUGGAUAUUAGUGCUCAAAGCACAGGUACUCAAUCAGUGUCUACUAUCAAUGAACAACAUCAGCAGCGUACAUCUCAUCACAGUGAUAAUUCACAAAAUCACAAUGAAACCCCUGCACCUCAGGUUGAAAUACCUGCUGCUUCGGCAAUCGCUGGCAUGAUAUCGGCCAGUCAAGAUUUACCUUAUAUGACGCCACCAAUAGCUAAUCAGCAUUUUAGUGGUGACUCACAAGAUUCCUCAAAAGGUUAUACGAGUAUUAGUGUACGAGAACCCUUGGCGAAUAUUUUAGCUCAGCAGCCAGCCCCUCAAACACAAAUACGCAGCACUACACAUUCACGUGAUGUAAAUGAUUCGCAUUAUGCCACAGUCUCAGACGAUUCGGACGAAACCUAUGCUGCCAUUGAAGAUCCCAACACACGUUUACAACAUGCCAACACCACGACCGAUAUUUAUACCAGUGGUUCUGAAACGUAUGCCCAGAUCCAACCGAUGCAAUCACCCAAUUCUAUAGUAGUUUCAGUUGAAAUCAAUAAUGCCAGUACAUCAACUUUGGCAUCAUCAAACUCUACGCUGACUGGUGGUGCAGCUCAUAACAGUUCACUGUUAUCAUGCGACCAUGUUAAUACUUCAUUGACGUCUCAACAUUCUACCAGUUCGGUUAUUGGUCCCUUACGGACGAGCUUAGAGCACAAUGCGAAUAAUACACCAAUACCACCACCGGUCGAUAGCUUGCGGGCCCAAAUGCAUUCGAGGCAGGCCUCGGCAUCGUCUAACAAUAGCUCUUCAUUGUGCAAUUUAGGUUCACCAAAACCAGAAAAACGCCAGGCCAAUUCACCACUACCACCGACUCCCAAGUCAAAUCUCUCCUCGACAACUCAACUGCAAGCAAUGAGUUCCACCAGCAACUUGACUUCUGGCCGUAAUUCUGUAAUUUCUGUGAUUGAAUGUGCGGGUGAGAUGAAUGAGUUGGGCUCAGGAGAAUUAUCACAGCAAGAUGGUUCACCGCAGAGAAGAAAUAAGAGCUUAAGUCCUUCUAAAGAUAUCGAGGGAAUGUAUGCAAAGGUCAUGAAGAAAAAUAAAUUUUCACGCAAUUCACCUUCAUCCCAAAAUAAUUCUCCAGUAUUGCCACGCAAAAACGAUGAACAUACUUCCGCUACUUUGGGCUUAAGUCCUUUAGAUUCUAUGGCCGCUGAUCUUUUAGAGAAUAAUGUUACAAUUUUAAGCACUGGCGAUAGAAGUCGUUUACGCAGCAAUAGCUAUGGUGCCACUAAGGAUCAUGGCUAUGAAACUAUACCAGCUGAUGCUAUGAGAUCAAAUUCGUCACAUGGUGUCAUUGAAAAUCGUAAAUCUGAUUGUUAUACGCAUAUAUUGCAAAAGGAACGCCAACGAGAGGGUGUUCAUACCUCAUCAAAACCACCGAUUACCGUCUAUAGUGUACAAUUAAACAAUAGCGAUAAACAUUAUGAAACUAUUGCUAAUCCCGGCUUAUCAAAUAGAUCAAAUGAUCCUGGAUAUGAAACAUUGUUAAAACCAAAAAUAAAUUCCUCCUUAAUUGAUGACAGUGAAAAAAAAUCAUCCGAUUACGAUCCAAAUUAUGAAGUGCUUAAAGGGCCAAAUGUUACUACUAGCAUCAAUUCAGCAGGUGCAUCAGAUGAUGGUUAUGCCAAAGUACUGGAAAAGAAGCGUAUAAAUAUCGAUGAAGAUUCAAUUGACGGUUACAGCAAGGUGAAGGGAGAAGAGAUCGAUGAUGUGCGAAAUGCUACUACAGGAGGCUAUAGUACUAUUGCCGAUGUUAAGGGACCCGAUGCCAAUCACAAUUAUGCCAGUAUUUUAGAAGCAAAAGGAGGUGCAGAUGGUAGCCACGAAACUGAUAGUGAUCACUAUGCCCGCAUAGCGGAGAAAACUGAGCCGACUACACCAAAUUUGCCUCUCAGCAAUUCCAACAAAUCAAUGGUAGAUGAGUUACUAACACCACGCACCGCCGAUUUAUCCAUAACAUCACCAACAUCCAUUACUAGUAGCUCCAUCUUAAACACUAGUUCCAUUAAUUCCACAUCCACUAAUCUGACCACCACUAGCACAAUAAGUUCACGCCAAACACCUACCUCCUCUUCUCAAUAUGAAUCCCUUACAGGCAGUGAAACCGAUCCCAACUAUGAAUCCGUCUGCUAUUUGAAUACAUCUGGGCAGGAAAAUCCUUACGAACGCCUGCAGACCGAGUUCUCUGAUGACACCCAACUGAGCUCGCCACCUUUAAGUCCGGUUACAUCAAACACUAGCUCAUCAGCACACACGCCAUCGGCAACCCAACCAGAACAUUCCACCAAAACAUUAGCAACAAAUGGUUCCAAAAUAAAUUUGACAGCUGAUCCAAAUGCAGAUAUUUUGGUCAAUGACUAUUUUCAAGUAUAAACAACUUUUUAAGUACAUACUCUAAAGUGAUUCCAUUAAUUAACCAAUUAAUGACUUUUUUUAUAUAUACAUAUAGAUAUAUACAAACAAAUAAAUUAAUAGUGCUGUUGUAGUGACACAGUUAGCGAGAGUUAUAGGGAAAAUACAUAUUUUUAAGGCUUUGCUUAGCAAUCUCCAUCAUUAAGUAUUUGCACACAUAUCAUUUCAAUGAUACUUUAUAAGAAUCUUUGUUUAUAGCUUUAAAAAUGUUCGAUUUACAUUACUAAAAAAAAAUAAAACACCAUUUCCAAAUUCUAUUGCACCAUAUUUUAGUUCACCCUUCUUAUAUACAUAUACAUAUAUUGGAAGUGUAAAAUUAUUAAAUUAUUUUGAAUAAUUUGUAUAUUGAAGACAGCCAAAUUGUAGGUUGUUUAUCAUUCACUUCCUAAAAACAUUUACAUAUGAAGUUAUUUAAAGCACAAUUAAAUAACAGCAUUUAACAAAUAAAAGUGGGAAUAUGUAAAUAUUUACUGUACAUUACAGAUUUGCAAUGAAUUGGAAAUGGAACUUCGUACUAUGUGCACUUUGUAUGUAUGUACAUUAUUAUACUUUUUAUUAUGAUUAUUAUUUAAAAAUUUGUUUUUAUUAUAAUAUUUACUUAUAUUUUGUUAGAUUUUCUGCUCUUCCCCAUUUUUUAUUUAAAUUUAUUUAAUUUUUGUUUUAUCCAUUUUUGAGUGUCACUUUGCGAUACCAAAUGCAGCUAAACGUUGUUUUUAUUUUUAUUUGUUUUAUUACUGUGUAUUUAAAAAUAGUUAUUCAUUUUUUUUUCUUUAAACUAUACAGUACCAUGCACAAUUGAACGCACUCAUGCACUUUUGUUAAAACAUAAAAUUUUUUAUUUAAUUAUUAUUUUUUUUUAGUUUUAAUUUGUUUAUAUAGAUACUAAGAGCUAUCUAAAGUUUAGAUUAGAAGAAGAACAACUGCAUUAAAUAUUUGUAUGUAUGUUUAUUUUUUUAUUAAAUUAUUUAUUAUUUCAGAAAAUAAAAAAUGAAAUAAAAUUAUAUAUUAUAAAUAAGGCCUUUUAUAAUAUGCCUAUACAAUAAAAA
Molecule: messenger RNA, 4383 nt
Organism: Calliphora vicina (urban bluebottle blowfly)
Lineage: Eukaryota; Metazoa; Arthropoda; Insecta; Diptera; Calliphoridae
Product: serine-rich adhesin for platelets
Exons: 9
Coding region: 290-3298 (1002 amino acids)
Source: RefSeq, a predicted model, not a curated record